CGCAGCGGGACGGCCGGCGCGCGGCGGUGAUGCGGCGCGGCUGAGGCGGCGAAGGGCAGCGCGCGCCUGCGCGCCCAGCGGCCGCCGCCUCCGCAGCCCGGGCGAGACCGGAGCCUCCGCAGCCCCGCAGCCCCGGGCCCGCAGCCCCGGCCCCGCAACGCCGGGCCGGACUGCUGAGGCAGGAGAGGAAGCGGCGCUCGGAGGAGAUGCCUGAACGGGAGGAAGAUACGACAGAGUCUCGUAGGAGAGCAGCGCUGUAGUGGCAUUGCCGGCUCCUCUAAUUGCCCGCCUUUCCUUGCCGGUAUGUCGAGUCGGUCACUGAAGUGCAGCCACUGGUCACGAGAUGUUACCACGAAACCUACCUCAGGCUUCGCUUUUGCUCAUUCAUUUCCUGCAUCGUAGAUCUCGACAGGGGCUCUGCAGAUGCUCUUGAAAGUCGCUGAACAGAUUGUGACAUCAAGUCAAAGCAUGAUGACCUAAGAGGUCAAAGUCUGAAAUACUGAUUCAGCAGUCCAAGAUAACACUGCCUUUUUUAUCAGUAUCACUUCUGAAGGCUACAUACCUGCUGUUUCCUCCCUGGUUACUUCAGAAACGUUCAACUGACCUUUCUCUGGCAAAAAGAUCUUGACUUUUCUCUCUGGUCCUGGAAAUAUUAAUGGAAUACAGUCAUGUCUACCCAGGAUGAGAGGCAGAUAAAUACCGAGUAUGCUGUGUCCUUGCUGGAGCAGUUAAAAUUCUUUUAUGAACAGCAGUUGCUAACUGAUAUAGUUUUGAUUGUUGAGGGCACUGAAUUUCCCUGCCAUAAGAUGGUUCUUGCAACAUGCAGCUCCUAUUUCAGAGCCAUGUUCAUGAGCGGGCUAAGUGAAAGUAAACAAACACACGUACACCUGAGGAAUGUGGAUGCAGCCACUUUGCAAAUUAUCAUAACUUAUGCAUACACGGGUAACUUGGCAAUAAGUGACAGCACAGUAGAACAGCUUUAUGAAACUGCCUGCUUCUUACAGGUAGACGAUGUGUUGCAACGGUGUAGAGAAUACUUAAUCAAAAAAAUUAACGCAGAAAAUUGUGUGCGUUUGUUAAGUUUUGCUGAUCUCUUCAGCUGUGAAGAGUUAAAACAGAGCGCAAAAAGAAUGGUAGAGCACAAGUUCACAGCUGUGUACCACCAGGAGGCUUUCAUGCAACUGUCACAUGAUCUCCUAAUAGAUAUUUUAAGCAGCGACAAUUUAAAUGUGGAAAAGGAGGAGACAGUUCGUGAAGCUGCUAUGUUAUGGCUGGAGUACAACACGGAGUCCCGAUCGCAGUACUUGUCCUCCGUUCUCAGCCAAAUCCGAAUCGAUGCACUUUCAGAAGUAACACAGAGAGCCUGGUUUCAGGGCUUACCCCCUAAUGAUAAAUCGGUGGUGGUGCAAGGACUGUACAAAUCGAUGCCCAAGUUCUUCAAGCCCAGACUUGGCAUGACAAAAGAGGAGAUGAUGAUAUUCAUUGAAGCUGCUGCUGAAAAUCCAGGUAGUCUUUAUUCUUCUGUCUGUUAUAGCCCCCAGGCAGAAAAGGUUUACAAACUCUGCAACCCUCCUGCCGACUUGCAUAAGGUCGGGACGCUGGUAACUCCUGAUAAUGACAUCUAUAUAGCAGGUGGGCAAGUUCCUCUGAAAAACACAAAAACCAAUCACAGUAAAAGCAGCAAGCUCCAGGCUGCCUUCAGAACUGUGAAUUGCUUUUACUGGUUUGAUGCACAGCAAAACACCUGGUUUCCAAAGACACCGAUGCUCUUUGUUCGUAUAAAGCCAUCCCUGGUCUGCUGUGAAGGAUACAUCUAUGCAAUCGGAGGAGACAGCGUCGGUGGAGAACUCAACAGGAGAACUGUGGAGAGAUACGAUACUGAGAAGGAUGAGUGGACCAUGGUGAGCCCGUUGCCUUGUGCGUGGCAAUGGAGCACAGCAGUAGCAGUUCACAACUGCAUCUACGUAAUGGCACACAACUUGAUGUACUGUUAUUUUCCCAGGUCAGAUGCUUGGGUGGAAAUGGCAAUGCGACAGACAAGUAGAUGUUUUGCUUCAGCUGCUGCUUUUGGUGAUAAAAUAUUCUAUAUUGGAGGACUGCAUAUCGCUAGCAAUUCUGGUAUAAGGAUCCCAAGCAGUACUGUAGAUGGGUCUUCCGUAACUGUGGAAAUCUAUGAUGUGAAUAAAAACGAAUGGAGAAUGGCAGCCAACAUCCCUGCCAAGCGCUAUUCUGACCCCUGCGUCAGAGCCGUUGUCAUCUCUAAUUCUUUGUGUGUCUUUAUCCGAGAAACCCACAUGAACGAGAGAGCCAAGUAUGCCACCUAUCAAUAUGACCUGGAACUCGAUCGCUGGUUUCUAAGGCAGCACAUAUCGGAACGCGUGCUGUGGGACCUGGGGAAAGACUUCCGGUGCACUGUAGGAAAGCUGUAUCCAUCUUGCCUUGAAGAGUCCCCAUGGAAACCUCCAACGUAUCUCUUCUCACCAGAUGGAGCUGAUGAAUUUGAGCUGGAUGGGGAGAUGGUUACUUUGCCACCUGUAUAGCUCCCAGACUAGACUGCACAACUGAUUCUGUGCUCAGUUAUCUUGAAAUGAAUGAUUGUGAAAGAACAGGUCUGUAAACAGAAUGAUCACGCCUGUCUUUCAUGAGUGGUAUUUUUAUGCCCUACCUAACACUUGCCACCAUCCAGUAUGAAUUAGUGAAAUGAGCAGAUAUACUUCCAUAAUCUGAAAUAUUAUCUAAUAAUUGAGAAACAUAUAUGUAUAUCAUGAGCUUAAGCAUCUGACUUUAGUCUAAAGAAUUAAUUUCUAGCUCUAUGAAGUCUCAGUUCAGGAAAAUUAGCUUCAGAAAAAAGUAGUUACAAUUUCUAGAAUGAUGUCACAACUCCUCAAAGUAUCUUCCAGUUAUAUUUGAACUACUUCUGGAUAUUCUACUUAAGUGCUAGUUCUAUAAUUGUCAGUGUGGCCUAAUUAAGGACUGUGCUACACUUACUUAAUACUAAUUUCUGUGUUGGUAUAGUAAUGCCAUUAAAAGAAAAAGAAACAAAUCCCAUGGAUCUACCUGUGGUAGGAAGGGUAGAUCUUCCAUUGUAUGGUAACAUGCAGGGCAAAAUGACUGCAGGUUCAGUCAAGCUGUAUUAUUAGGUGCAUGUAUUCUAUUUUCACUAACUUAUACCUGUCUAUUUAGAAUACAGGUCUUCCAAGCAGCUGGUAGUUUACCAGGUGUGGACUUAAGUUGCUGGGCUUGCAAUAGGAAUUGUCAGCCCUCAUAGUGCGGGUCUAUGUGGAGCUUUAAUCAGUAAAUGCCUCCACAUUCUGUAUUACAGUAACAUUGGCUCAUGUAUAUUACUUCCUGCUGCUGAUGUAUUUUUCCAUUGUAAAAGAAAAGUUUUAGUGUGGAUUAACCAGGUCUUUAUUUUCUGUUAAUUUAAUAACAAGCAUUACUGUAGUGUGAUUGUGUAUAGAUAUCCCUUAGCUAUCAGGUUUUUUACUUUGGGGGGGUGUAGGGGGGAGGAAAACUUCAGGAAUACCCUGUGCUCCGAGUGCAGGAGAGCAGAUGCCUAGUGCUGCUCUGGCAUUAAUCCCAGGAACCACUAGCAGUAGCGGGGGCGCCGCCCAUCUUAACAUCAACACAGGUGCUUCAUGACAAACCUUACUAGCAUGUUCAGCUGCAUCAUGUUCUGGCACUGUAUUUUAAAUGACAUUAAUUUAUUAAAAAAGACUGAAUCCA
Apus apus (common swift) is the source of this 3726-nucleotide messenger RNA. It is a transcript of the gene KBTBD2, whose product is annotated as kelch repeat and BTB domain containing 2. Lineage: Eukaryota; Metazoa; Chordata; Aves; Apodiformes; Apodidae. The coding region runs from base 669 to 2540 and encodes 623 amino acids. The transcript is spliced from 5 exons. Gene Ontology annotation, molecular function: protein binding. The record is from RefSeq and is a predicted model, not a curated record.